Messenger RNA from Cannabis sativa, 2567 nucleotides. RefSeq names its product TORTIFOLIA1-like protein 3. Gene Ontology annotation, molecular function: microtubule binding. Bases 246 to 2147 code for a protein of 633 amino acids. The record is from RefSeq and is a predicted model, not a curated record. Gene Ontology annotation, cellular component: microtubule. Lineage: Eukaryota; Viridiplantae; Streptophyta; Magnoliopsida; Rosales; Cannabaceae. The transcript has 5 exons.
UGGGGAAAAACGACAUCAAUGAUAACCCAAAACGACGUCGUGUGUUGUCACGUGGACCUUUUUGCUGCUUUAUUGGCCCCCACCAUCUUCUUGUUUAAAAAGCAAAGCGAGAUCCAAAGUUGCUUCUCACUAACUGUCGGGUCACCCUUAAACACCUAAGCUCUUUCAUUUACAUUCCGGCAAUGCCGCCGGAUAUUCCACCCGACCCGUGAAAAUUGACCCGAAUUUUGAUUAAAAAGUCGAAAAUGCCACUAGCCUCCUCUUCUUCCGCCGUGGCUCCGCCUCCUCACAACCUGAAGCACCGCGUGUUCACUUGCCUCAACAAGCUCUCCGACCGAGACACGUAUGGCGUCGCUGCGGCGGAGCUCGACUCCAUAGCUCGGGGACUCGAGCCUAACUCGCUUGGAGUCUUCGUCUCAUGCAUCAACUCCACCGACGCCUCCGACAAGUCGCCCGUGCGGAAGCAAUGUGUCCGGAUCCUGGCCGUUCUCGGCGAGAGUCACGGCGACGCUCUCUCGCCUCAUCUCUCAAAGGUGCUCUCCAGCGUCACGCGACGCCUCCGUGACCCGGACUCGGCGGUCCGAUCCGCCUGCGUAGAUGCCGUCACCGCCCUCCGGUUCCACGUCAGCCGGCCACCAUUUUCGUCGUUUUUGAGACCACUCGCUGACGCGUUGUUUACUGAGCAGGACUUGAACUCGCAGAUCGGUGCGGCGUUGUGCCUCGCCGCCGCCGUCGACGCCGCGGAGGAUCCGGAGACGGCGAAGCUCGCGAGGCUAAUGCCGAGGUUCGAGAAGCUUCUGAAGUGCGAGAGUUUUAAGGCUAAACCGGCACUUCUAGUCUUGUUUGGGAGUUUGAUCAACGCCGGGGCAGCUUCCGGCGAGGGAACUUUGAGAAGCUUGGUUCCGGCAGUCGUGCAGUUCUUGAGCAGCGAUGACUGGGCGGCAAGGAAGGCUGCGGCGGAGGUCCUGUUGAAGUUGGCCUCUGUAGAGAGGGACUCGUUGGCGGAAUUCAAAUCUGGGUGUUUGAGGACAUUCGAAAAUCGAAGAUUUGAUAAGGUGAAGGCUGUAAGGGAGAUAAUGAAUCAGAUGUUGGAGGCUUGGAAGCAGAUUCCAGAUGUUUCAGGAGAUAUUUCUCCACCACCACAAUCACAAGCUUCAUCAAGAGAUAAUGCGAGCGAUGGGCGCUAUCCACCAGGGACAAGGAAUUCUGGUGGUGCUAGUUCAAAAGCUCUUCAAUCGAGGAAAAGGCCGGUGCUAUCUAACAGGGCAACUCCACCUGACAACUCUUAUACCACUACAGCUCGGAAGAAAAGUUACUUGAAAAGUGAAGAAAACAAGGCAAAGUCAGGGAUGUUUCGGAAGCUGGACAAGAAGAAGCCAUCGAACUGGAAUGUCAAUGUAGCUGUUCCAAAUGGUCCCUCGGAGAGAGGAGGGAUUCAUGGUGAUGAUGGUAAGGAAAGAGAUGGAGAUGUUCAAGACAAAAGGAGUAAUGAAAAGGCUAAGUUAUCAAAACCGGAAACAAAGAGGGCACUGUUCUAUAAGAGUUCUGAUGACAAGGGACACAGAUUUGGUGGAUUAAGGUCUGGAUCUCGUGUGGCUCCAUUCCAAGAGGACAGCAAUGAUUCUACGGUUGUAGUCAGUAAUGCUACUGCGGAUAUCCAUAAGAACCAUAAUGAAUCUGAAGAUUUAACAUUGAUUCGCCAUCAGCUUGUUCAGAUUGAAAAGCAGCAAUCCAGCCUGUUAGAUCUUUUACAGAGGUUCAUCGGGAGCUCACAAAAUGGAAUGCAAUCGCUAGAGACUCGUGUUCAUGGGCUGGAACUAGCAUUGGAUGGGAUCUCAUAUGAUCUGGCUCUGUCAAGUGGAAGAAUGACUAAAAUGGAUUCCGCCAUAACAAGAUGUUGCAUGCUACCUGGCGCAGAUUUCUUAAGCUCAAAGUUCUGGAAAAGAUCAGAAGGCAGGUAUUCAGCACCAAGGAUUUCUACCUCCAGUGGCACCCCCUCAGCUGCAGCCAUGCGCUUUAGAGAUGACUCAAAUAGAAAUGCUGAAAGAUUUAAGUCGAGCCGCAUGCUUCAACUGCAGGGUGGUGGUGGUUUCAUUGUGAACCCGCUAGCGGAGAUUUCACGUAACCCAAUGGGUAAUUCAAUGUAACGAUUUGAAUGAAAGUUGACGUUAGCCUAUGAAGGGCACAAUUUGGAUUGCAGUUUUAAUUUGAAGACAAGUCGAUGUUUGAACUAAUGAACCAUCGAAAUGGUAGAGGCCAGAACAAGGUUAUGUGCCUAUGAAUAUGAUGAUGAUAGUUUAUUGGUUUUUCAAAAGAAGGAAAAGUGGGAUAGAUAUACACAUUAAAAUCUACUUACAAAAUGCAGUUUUCCGGGCUCUUAAGAUUAUUCUUUCGAAAAAGAAUGAGACUACCAUCUGAAUAUGAUGCCAAUACUAUGCCAUAUUGAGGGUGAAAUCAAUGUAUAGCGGAGUAGGGACUUUCCUUUUUCACGAGUCAUUUGUAUCUUUGUAUUGAUUGGUUAUAUAGUAAUGAAAAUCGAUGAUCAUGAUGUCAUAUAAUCCAUGAAA